CCAAAUUCGAACCAACCAGCAUAUUUAAAACUACCAUCAAAUUUAUUUACAAAACGGCCUUUUAACGGCUGUUUGAAGUGUUACCAUUCGAACAUGGCAGCCGUAUAUUGUCUCAUCAGCUGAUUCGUGGCUUUCUGGCAACCUUGUGCAAUUUUGCUUCUCAAACUAUUUUACAGAAACAUUGCUAAACAAGUUUAGUAAAUAAUACAUUUUAGUCCAUUAGCUUAAGUCCAAACAAAUAAAACAAAAAAGCUCUCGCUUGGCAGGUGCUCAAAAAUGGUUAUCGGCCUGACACCCGGUUCGGUACUAUGUUGGAUGAAUAAACUGACAAAUGGGACAAGCACAUCACACAAAAUCCUGGAGCGGUGUUUACAUUCAAUUAUGUCCGAAGAUGAGGCAAUUGAAACUUUAGAUGUUGCUAUCAAAGAGGGCGUUUUAGUUUAUACACCAAAUGCCAAAUCUGCUCCAGCGAGUGUCAAACGAGGCUUGCUCAGUUUUACGCAAAAGCUAAGCAAACAAAGAGCCAAGACAGAUCCAUAUUGUUUUGAAUGUCAUUUGCCCACCUCUGGACUUGUACAGAAAUGUAUCAUGUGUGUUCGAUCCUUUCACGUUGAGUGCCAACGUAAGAAUCCCCUACGCCCCAAUUACUCGGUGCCUUCCGAUCGGUGUCAGCAAUAUCGAUUUCCUCUCAAUGAAUCCGAUAUGGAAGAGUCCAGCGACCAGGAGGCAUCUCGAAGCGUAAGUGAUACAUUGGAAGCACAAAGAUUGCAGGAACUUGCCUCGUGUGAACUCGAUUGUAAUAGCAACAUUAAUAUUAUAUCACAAAAUCCCUUGAAAGACGAAUCCGACAGCUCGGAUGAUGUGUGCUUCGUUAGUGAGCAGCUGCCGCGUAAAACAAAAAAUUACGGCACAUAUGUGAAAAGUGAAGAGACCCCGCACAAUGAGGACAAUAAUGAGCUACUGUUGUGCACUCCGUGUCGUCUAUUAAAACUGGCCGAAUUCCUAAAUCCGCCGCACAUGUCCAACGAGGAACUCAACUACCUUUUGAACUAUUCAUGGCAGAUGCAUCACACUUGGGUAGAGAAUGAUGUGCGCAAAUAUAUGGUGAAUAACUGGAGUGAUCGUGAUGCGACACUUGUUAAGAACAUACUCUUCGUUAAUGAUUUACUCAGCAUCUCGGACAUUAGCCGAAGCAUCGAAACAAAGAAAUUCAAGCACUUAUCCGAGUUUCUUGUCGAUUUACUCGACUUGCAGCAUAAUAUUGGCAUCUUUUUUGGCACCAAGUGUGAGGAGUACAAUGCCACCAAGUGGCUUCUACGUGAUAUUACCCAUGAUCUGCGUGAAAUAAGUCGUUGCUCCGACUGCUUUCGCCAUUCUAUUGAAUCAAAUCGAUCUGACUUUUGGUUUGCCAAACCCUGCACUCAGCGUCACGAGUUGGUUUACGCUAAGCAGAGUGGUUAUCCCCACUGGCCUGCUAAGGUUAUUCGCGUGAUGAGCAAGAAAAACAACACUUACGAUGUACGUUUUUUUGGUGGCUCCCAUUCGCGCGCACUAGUUCCGGCCCGUGAUAUACUACCAAUAGACACAGAUACUUCGAAACUUAAGAUAAAGUCAUCUCGACAAUAUAACAAUGCGAUGCGUGAACUGAUGUGCCAUCAAAUGUUAUUGCACCAUCCCAUUUAUUCGUUUAGUUUUCAUGCCGAUCCUCGCGAAGCUGAAAAUAUUAUUAACUCGGCACUUCCUCAUUACAUGGAGCCAUGUUCCCGUUCCGCGAAACGUGCUCGAUUAGCUACACCUAAACUCAACACACGAAGAUCGACAGCAGAAACUACUCCAAAUUUGCCCCAAAGAGUUCUGCCGAGGCGUCGUUGCAGAAUAGCCCAAGGACCAGAAAAUCUUCAGGAUUCGACAUUCCAAAUGGCAAGUAGUGUGAUCCCUUCACUGGCACCGGAGCUGCAGGUUUCACUAUUACCGGAGGUGCAAGUUUCACUGGCGCCGGAGGUGCAAGUUUCACUGGCACCGGAGGUGCAAGUUUCAAUCGAAGAUUACAAUGAAUUAAUGCGGGAAGUAUUACAUUUAAAUGCGCAACUAUCACAGAAAAAGGCUGAAGUGGAUAUUAAGAGAGAAGAAUUAAAGGCGGUGAAGCGCAAGCGAUGGUGUCAACUUUGCCUAGAGGAAGCUCAAUUCGACUGUUGCUUCAUGGCAUCUUACUGCAGUGUUGUGUGUCAGCGUCGCGACAAACGUCGUCAUCAAACUAAUUGUAAUCUCCAAGAGAAAACCUAGUUUUAAAUAAUUUCUGCUAUAUUAGUAUUAUUGUUACUGACAAACUGUGUGUAGAUAAGAAAAGUAUCAUAUUGUGUAGA
This is a messenger RNA of Drosophila sulfurigaster albostrigata, 2363 nucleotides long. RefSeq names its product zinc finger MYND domain-containing protein 11. The record is from RefSeq and is a predicted model, not a curated record. Lineage: Eukaryota; Metazoa; Arthropoda; Insecta; Diptera; Drosophilidae. Gene Ontology annotation, molecular function: protein binding; transcription corepressor activity. The transcript has 3 exons. Gene Ontology annotation, biological process: regulation of transcription elongation by RNA polymerase II. Bases 277 to 2283 code for a protein of 668 amino acids.